GUGAGCAACAAGGAUAAAACGAUCCACCGAAGCACUCGGGUGAUGUUUCCAAACGUAGCCUACAUUAUGGUUAUACUAUAAUUCGGCCUUUCAGAUCAGUUGCUCUACGACGUUGCUUCUUCUUUCCUCCUUAGUAAGCCAGUGUGGUCGAAGUUGUUCAGAAGGACGGAAAUCUUAGUGCCCUUGGCGGUCCAAUAAAGAAGAGAAAGGAGGGAUUGCGUGAAUCAUACCAAGUCACACGAUCUCGUUUCGAGGAGACAUAUGUCGGUCUAUCUCUCGUGAUCUGUUAGUCAAAACUUAAGAAAUGGGAGUCCCUUCGUCCGCGAGUACGAAAGUCGACACAUUGAACGAGAUCUAUUAUUUGAAAAGUCGGAUAGAGCAGUAUAAACAAAAGGCACAGAUAACCUUGCAGUCCAGUAAUGAAACUAGCUGUUCGAGCAGAAAGUUGAAAUUUGUAAUGCCAAAAGUUCAGUCGGACCCAAAGUGUCUGGUUUGCGCUACUUCUUUAAAUUCUAAAAUGUUACCUGAGAGUUCGGCUAAAAAUGUGCACGUAAAAUCUAGAUUGCUCGCCACAAACGUACACGUUAAUCCAAACUUUAAACCGCAACAACUAACAGUACAUAUCAAUCCGAAUAUCCAUGCUAAGCCUCUGAUACAUAUUAAUCCAAAGAUGAUGCACGAUAUUUCUAAUUCAAAUCAAAAUUUCCAAAAUGUAAGCACAACAAACACUACGAUACACACUACGAUGCAAACAAACAUAGAUAACUGUACGGGGCAAACGAAUGUCAAGAGGUCUAUAUAUGUUAAUCCGACAUUAUUGAAGAAAUUAUCUUCUUCCAAAGAAAAGUCGACAAAUUCCAGAGAAUCUGUUACGACAGAGCGACUUGUUCGCUCAAGGUUGAAGUUUGUAAAAAAUAUCGAUAAUCGAAAGAUCUCGCCACGGAAGGCUAGUAGCUCCAGCAUUGUACUUUUAUCACGUAGGAAGCUCGUGAGAGUGUCGAAACCUCCAGAAAAAUAUGUAGGAUUAAAAGAAAAAAAAUUUGAGACAGUGUCACAGAAAAUCUUGAAAGUAAAACCAUCGAUGAGAAAUACAUUACAGUCUACUAGUAUGAUGUCUAAUUUAUCAAAAUUAAAUGUCAGUAAAUCUAAUAAUAAGUCUAAAGUGACCACAUAUAAAAUAGAUAGAACCAUGUUACAUGUACCCAAAGCUAAAGGAACCAGCCUUCCAAAAAUGACAAAAGUUCUACACGACACGAAGAAACUCGUUACUAUUGGUGGUAUUGUUUAUAGAGCUUCCAAAAAUAAAUUAAUUCGAAGGAAUUCUGUAUUGAAACGGAAACGAUCAGUCAGUGGAAAAAAUGAUAAAUUUAUUCUCACUAAUAAAAAACAACAAAUGGGCAAAGAAACUUUAAAUAGUAUGUCAGAAACGAAUGUCAAUAGUAAAACAAGACUUAGUUUAAAUAUAUUUCCGAAAGCUACUUAUAAAAAUAGUAUCAGCAAUAAAGCGAAACAAAGAAGCAUACGAAUUCUACGAAAUAAAAUGCACAAGAAUAACCAGCCUUGCUUAAUUUACCAACGAUUCGGAUCUUGUCCAAAUUAUGAAAAUGGAAAAUGUGUCAAACGGCAUGAUAAGAAGCAGGUGUCACUGUGCAAAAAUUUUCUGCAAGGAAGAUGCUUCUUAAAGAAAUGCUCUUUAUCUCAUGAUGUUGGACCUGAGAAGAUGCCUACGUGCAAGUACUUCCUCGAUGGCUGUUGUACGAGAGACGCUUGUCCUUAUCUUCAUGUUAAAGUGUCUUCGAACACUUCAAUCUGCAUAGACUUUUUACAAGGAUACUGUGCUAAGGGAAAUAAGUGUCAACGGCGUCACGAGUAUCUUUGUCCUGAAUUUAACAAGUCGGGGAAUUGCAGCAAAGGUGAGUGUUGUCCUUAUCCUCAUAAAUCGCAUUCUUCUAAUUCCGAAAAAAGCACCAAAUAUUUGAGCAAGACGCAUGAUACGCAAAAACAUCAUGCAGCACUUACCACAAAGGAUAAUUCCGAGAUCUCAAACUCGGAGGGUAGAUUAAGAUAUUACGAAAUAGCUGGUGGUUUACCUGAAGAAAUUGAGAAAAAGAAAGAAAUUCCAAUUGCCGAUCCUGUAGAACAAAGUCUAGUAAACGAGAAUAAACAAAAUAAAUAUUUAAUCAAAGAAAAUAAAUGUGAGUUGGAGACAACGGUUUAUGAUCGUAAUAAUGCAAAAAAGAAAUUUUCUAUUGGCAGUUAUAUCCCUAUUGAUCAUCUUUAAUUUUUUUCUAAAUAAGUUUUCAAGUUAAUUUAAGAUGAUAACCAUUAAAUAUAAUUAAUUGAAUUAUUUCACUCAAGGCAUAUGUGUUUGGAGAUCUCAUUUUUAAUGAUUAUUAUAUAUUCGUUAGAAAAUUACAUAAAUCUUUCGUAUAGUUAUUUGAAAGCACAAAAUUAAAUUUACUACCGUUUUUGUUUUAUAAUGAAAUGUUACGCUACUACAUUCUAUUAUGGUUCAUAAUAUUAUGAAUAAGUAAUUUUCAUGUAAUACGAGUACUCUAUGUGCUGUGGUAUAUCGAGUACUAAUCCUAGGUAUCUAGAUCUACCUAGGAUACUUGUUAACCCAAUGAUUGAUUAUCUCGGAUAUAUUAUAUUACAAAUAAUUUAUAUUGUAAAUUGUAAAUAUAUAUUACAAAAAUAUAUAAUAAAAGGGUAACUUUCCUAUUUACAAACAUUCUUUUUUUACGAAUUAUUUGUAAUAGAAAUUUUUUAUCAUGUAUUUACGUAUGUAUUUAUAAUUUUAUAUAAAUCUUGGAGCGAUUUCCACCAUACAUAUGCACGAUAAAUAUCGAGAGAAUAAUUGUUAGCCCCGGAAAAAAAUUGAAAAUUUUCAUAUACAUAUAUCUCGACGUAAUAUCUAAUUGUACCUCACGUAAGAUCCAAUUAAAAAAAUUAUCAUAUCUUCAGAGAUUUGACAUUUUUCUUGAAUAUUCGAGAUUAUAUAUUGAGAUCUAACAAAAUCUAAUUAGUUAUAAAAAUAGCCCUAAUAGGAUAUUUAAUUCGAUCUCAAUAAAUAAUAACCUCGAUUAUUCAAGAGAAGUGUCAGAUCUCUGAAGAUCUGAUAAUUUUAGAAUUGGAUAUAAUUAGAUAUUACAUGAUUAAGAUAUACAUAUAUAUAAUAAAAUAUUUCCAUUUUUUCUCGGGGUGUGAAAUCAAAUCUUCAGCUGGUGUGAAUAAAAAUAAUUUGAUUGUAUAUCUUAUGAUUGAUAAAGUAUUUAAGGCUUCUGGCACCGGUAUUCAUAGUCGAUUCUUAUUUCAAAAUCAUCUUAAGUGUUGUCUUAAGACGCUAAUACGACUC
Molecule: messenger RNA, 3355 nt
Organism: Vollenhovia emeryi
Lineage: Eukaryota; Metazoa; Arthropoda; Insecta; Hymenoptera; Formicidae
Gene: ZC3H3
Product: zinc finger CCCH domain-containing protein 3
Exons: 7
Coding region: 305-2281 (658 amino acids)
Cellular component (GO): nucleus
Molecular function (GO): metal ion binding
Source: RefSeq, a predicted model, not a curated record